This is a messenger RNA of Daucus carota subsp. sativus, 3000 nucleotides long. RefSeq lists its product as uncharacterized. The record is from RefSeq and is a predicted model, not a curated record. The coding region runs from base 1 to 3000 and encodes 999 amino acids. NCBI's taxonomy places the organism in Eukaryota, Viridiplantae, Streptophyta, Magnoliopsida, Apiales, Apiaceae. The transcript is spliced from 5 exons.
AUGGGAAAGAAGGAUGCUGGAGUGAAGAUUCAUGUUCGUGACAAGGACAAUUACUUUCACUGGAAAAUGACAAACUUGGAUCGAAGUUGGAUUAGUAAUCAAGUGCAAAGUGAUAAAAUUUCCUUAACUCCGGAAUAUAGGAAUGGUGUAGAAACUUUUUUAAAAUUUGCAAGUGAAAAUGGAAUGGGAGAAGAUGGUACAAUGAAGUGUCCUUGUAAACGUUGUAGGAAUUUGAAUUGGUUAAGUAUCGAUGAUGUUAGAUUCCAUUUACUUGCUAAGGGGAUGCUUGAGGGUUAUACCGUUUGGACAUCACAUGGUGAAGAAAGAGGAAGAAAACGUAGUCGAACAUCGCAUAAUCGUUAUUGUGUUCGGGAACCUACGAGGGUAGAACAACCGGUAGAUUUGAAUGCGAUGCUACAUGAUUUUGCCGGUGAAAAUUCCGAAUUUUAUAACAACGUGGAUACGGGAACUAGGAAUGUAGAAGAAGUUCCAAAUGAUAGUGCAAGAAAAUUGUAUGAGGUGAUUGUUGAAAAUGGAGCACCUAUUUAUCCCGGUAAUACGAAGUAUACAAGAUUAAGCUUUACCACAAAAUUGUUAGAAUUCAAGAAUAUCUCACAUUGUAGUAAUAAGGCUUUUGAUAGUUUGCUUACACUUUUUGCGGAUGUAUUACCAAAAAAACACACGUUGCCCCAAACUUAUUAUGAAAUGAAGAAGAUAAUGAAGGGUUUGAGGGUUGAAUAUCAAAAGAUUGAUUUAUGUGAGAAUGAUUGUAUGUUAUUUUAUGGAGAUGACAAGGAUAAAGUUGUGUGUGAUAUAUGUGGUAAAGAUCGUUAUCGGGAUGUUUUGAGGAAAGAUGGUAAAAAAAUACCAAAAAAAAUAUUGAGACAUUUUCCUUUGAUUCCUCGACUACAACGCUUGUAUAUGUCAAAACAUACAUCCGACCAUAUGAGAUGGUACAAGAAUCGAGAUGUCAAAGAUGGAGAAAUUAGUCAUCCCGCGGACGGAGAAGAGUGGAAAAAUUUUGAUCGUCGAUAUCCAUCAUUUGCUCAAGAUAUUCGUAAUAUAAGGCUUGGCCUUGCAACCGACGGUUUCAACCCAUUUGGCCCUACCGGGAAAAAAACAUAUAGUGUGUGGCCCAUAGUAGUAGUUGUCUAUAAUCUUCCGCCAUCAAUGUGUAUGAAAAAACCCUAUAUGUUUAUGACCGAUAUAGUGUUGGGUCCGAAUAGCAUUGGUAAAGAUAUUAACGUUUGUCUAAGGCCUCUCAUUGAUGAAUUGAAGAUAUUGUGGAAUACGGGAAUUGAAACAUAUGAUCAAUCUUCGAAACAAAAUUUUACAAUGAGAGCGGCUCUUAUGUGGACAAUUAGUGAUUAUCCCGCUAUGAGUAUGAUAAGUGGAUGUUUCUAUGGCACGAACCGAAUAUUCCUUGAACCAAAUGAUCCAUUACGUCGGAAAAGUAAUUUGUUUGAUAAUGCGGAAAGAAGAUUGUUUCGUGGUCGUUUGUCCGGGGAGGGUGUAAAGGAGUUGCUUGACGGUUUAGUUUUUCCACCACCCGGAAAGACUAAUGCAAAGGCGAGGAGUAUCGGAUAUGGGGAAGAGCAUCAUUGGACUCAUGUUCCAAUUUUUUAUGAACUCCCUUAUUGGUCUUCACAUAAUUUACGAUAUUCAAUUGAUAUCAUGCAUACGGAAAAAAAUGUGUUCGAGAACAUAUUUUUUACUAUUGUGAAUGCGAAAAAGUCAAAGGAUCACAAAAAAGCAAGAGCGGAUUGCAAGCACUUUGGUGUGUUACCUCAUUUGUGGAUCGAUGAAAAUGGCAAGUCACCCAAAGCACCUUUUUCCAUUACAAGAAAGCAACGUAAACUUUUGUGCCAAUGGAUUAGUUCACUGAAACUUCCAGACGGUUAUUCCUCAAAUAUAUCUCGUUGUUGUAAUGUUGAGGAGUGUACAUUUUAUGGAUUCAAAUCGCAUGAUUGUCAUAUAUUUCUUCAAAAAUUAUUGCCUCUUGCAAUUCGUGAGCUUUUACCGGCGCCUAUUGCGGAUGCCAUCACGGCAAUUGCGAAUUUUUUUCAAGAUUUAUGCUCAUCCACGGUUACAAAAACCGAUUUGGAAAUAAUGGAAAAAUCGGUUGUAAAGGCAUUGUGUUUGUUGGAAACAAUUUUUCCUCAAAGUUGGUUUGAUUCGAUGGAACACUUGGUUGUGCAUUUGGCGGAGGAAAUAAGACUUGCUGGACCUGCUUACUGGCAUUGGAUGUAUCCAAUUGAGCGUUUAUUGGGGAAACUAAAACAAAAGGUCGGUAAUAAAGCAAGAGUUGAGGGUUCGAUUGCCGAACGAUAUAUGGAGGAGGAGAUUGUCAAUAUUUGUUCUUUUUACUUUGCAUCCGACUCGAUUCACAAUAAAUUAAGUCGUAACGAAGUUUUGUUUGAUGUACAAAAGACCGAUAAAUUAGAAGUUUUUAAAUAUCCAUGUGAAUCUCUUGGAAAAGAACGAAGUCGAUAUUUGAAUGAUGAUGAGCAAUCAUUAGCCGAUGAAUAUGUUCUUCUAAACUCUCCUGAAGUUCAACCUUAUCUAAGGAGGUACCAAGAUCGAGUUAUGAGACAACGUCCUCAGACAACGCCUCAACAAUUAGAUCGUAUUGUGAAAACUCGAUUCAAAGAUUGGUUUAAGAAAAAGGUUGAGAAAGACGAGAUAGACGGACCUCGUUUCAUGGACUUGCUAGAAGGACCGGCAUUAAAGGUCAUGACUUUUGAAUCUUGUCAAGUUAAUGGAUAUAAAUUUUCAACAUCAUCCGCAUCCGGUUCCGGUGUUGUAGUUAAGGGAACUUUGCAUGAAAAUAAUCUUGAUUAUUAUGAUGAUGAUGAUGAAGAAGACGAAUUGCGAGAUGAUGAAAAUGAAGAUGAUGAUGAUGAUGAUGAGCACAAUGAAGAAGAGGAAGAUGAUGAUGAAGAUGAUGAUGAUCAUGAAGAUGAUGAUGAAGAUGAUGACGGUUUUGAUGACUUUCAAUGA